Molecule: messenger RNA, 3303 nt
Organism: Merops nubicus (carmine bee-eater)
Lineage: Eukaryota; Metazoa; Chordata; Aves; Coraciiformes; Meropidae
Gene: AASDH
Product: aminoadipate-semialdehyde dehydrogenase
Exons: 14
Coding region: 1-3303 (1100 amino acids)
Biological process (GO): amino acid activation for nonribosomal peptide biosynthetic process
Molecular function (GO): protein binding
Source: RefSeq, a predicted model, not a curated record
AUGACUCUUCAGGAAAUGGUGAAUCAGGCAGCUCGCCUGUACUCUGAUAGAAAAGCAGUUUGGUUUGAUGAAUGCAAUGACAAACCUCCAUCUUUCUACACAUACUCAACAGUGGUUAAGCUUGCCAUGGAGUUAACAGCUUUCCUUCAAAAGCACUGUGAUCAGCGAGGGAAAUGUGAAAUAGGCCUUUACUGCUAUCCAGGAAUCAACUUGCCCUCUUGGAUCUUAGGAAUCCUUCAGGUUCCAGCUGCCUAUUCUCCUAUUGAUCCAGAUGCACCACCGAUGCUAUCCACUCACUUCAUGAAGAAAAGUAAUCUUCAGUAUGUUCUUGUUGAGAAUGACAAAGUAAAUAAAUUCUGUGCGUCCUGUGUUGGUAGCUUUUACCACAAUUCUUCCACUAUAGAGCAUAUUGGUUUAACUCUCUUCCAAAUGAACUCCAGUGUCGCCGAUUUAAAUUUGCAAGUGGACAGUGUGAAAAGUGAAUGUGAACCCUCCACAGCCCUGGGUGGCUCACAGCCAGCACACACCGUUUGCCAAGAGCAAACCAAAGGGAAACCAUCAGGAGAAGCAUACGUGGAUGUUGGCCAGAAAUAUUCCUUAGCAUACGUCCUGCAUACAUCAGGAACUACAGGGAUCCCCAAAAUAGUCAGAGUGCCUCACAAAUGUAUAGUGCCAAAUAUCCAGCAUCUUAAAACCAUAUUUGAGAUCACAGAGGACGAUGUGCUGUUCCUGGCUUCCCCUCUGACAUUUGACCCGUCUGUGAUUGAGCUGUUCGUCGCUCUGACAAGCGGCGCCUCUGUUCUUGUAGUACCAAACGCUGUGAAGAUGAUGCCCGUGGAGCUGGCUGCGGCGCUGUUUCACCACCACCACGUGACAGUGCUGCAGGCGACACCAACACUUCUCAGAAAGUUUGGAGCUCACAUUAUUAAAUCAAUGGUGCUGUCUGCAAAUACUUCACUUCGUGUCUUAGCCCUUGGUGGUGAAGCAUUCCCUGGACUGAAUCUCUUGAAAAGUUGGAAGCACAAGGAGAACAAAACAAAUAUUUUCAAUCUGUAUGGUAUUACUGAAGUGUCAAGCUGGGCCACCUGCUACAAGAUUCCUGAAGAGGUUUUUAGUUCUGAUUUUAGAACUGAUUUUCCUGUACCUUUGGGAUCACCACUCCUUGGAACAAAAGUGGAAGUCAGAGAUACCAACGGUUCUGCAGUUCUGGAAGGCGAGGGACAAAUAUUUAUAGGUGGUGAAGAACGAAUCUGCUUUCUUGAUGAUGAAAUAACUGUACCCAUGGGCACAAUGAGAGAAACAGGGGAUUUUGGGAGAGUGCAGGAUGCAGAGUUGUUCUUCUUGGGACGGAAAGACAAUCAGAUUAAACGGCAUGGCAAACGCUUUAACAUGGAAUGUCUGCAGCAGGCUGCUGAAGACCUUUGUCACAUAGAAGCUUGUGCGGUGACCUGGUAUCAGGAGGAGAAACUUAUCCUGUUUGUUGUACCCAAAGGUGUUUUAGAAGAGAGAAAAACUCUUGAAGAACUCCGGAAACAUGUACCAGCUUAUGCAGUCCCUGAUGAGCUUGUACUGAUUAAAGCUUUGCCUGUGACAUCACAUGGCAAAGUUGAUAUAUCUGAACUGAACAAGAUAUACCAGAACCAUCUAAGCUCCAGAAGGCGUGACAGUAGACUGAGUGGCGCAGAGGAAUUGUGGGAAAGAUUGCAGUAUUUAUGGAAGUCUGUUCUGUGUCUCCCGGAUGAUUCCACUGGGAUUUCUAAAGAUGCAGUAUUUCUGUACAGCGGUGGAGACUCCCUACAGGGUCUACGAUUUCAUGAUGAAAUUGAGAUACUAGUGGGCAAAGCUGUGCCUGGACUCCUUGAAGUUAUUCUCAGCCGCUCAAUUGGAGAGGUUUAUACACAUAUUCUUAAAAUUCUGUUUCCAGAUGAAGACCAAUUAAUGAAUUAUGACAAUGUCGUGAAAAGAAAAUUAACUGGGAACAGUGGAGAGGAAUUCCACAGAAAAUAUAUUAAACUGAAAUCUGAAAGAAGUCUCGAGGUUGCUUCAGAGUUCAUUUCAUUUAUUGCACUAAGCAGAGGAAAUCAUUUUUUUUCUAUGAAUUUCACCAAGUCUUUUAUGCAACCCAGUAAUACAGUACAGGUGGGAGUGGAACUGCUACAGCAACCAUCCUUUCUGCAUUCAGCGUCUCCAAGAGUCACGAAAAGCCAUGUGCAAGGGUACGAAAUGGAGAAGGGAGCUGAGUUGUUGUUCCACGUGAGAUGGAAGUCCAACACAAGAAAAUGUGUUGAUGCAUCACCACUGGUGGCAGUACCAGCUAAGGAAGAAGCACCUGCUGCUGUGUACAUUGGCUCUCACUCACAUGCAAUGCAGGCGAUUGAUCUGGAGCUGGGGGAAGUAAAAUGGGAGAAGAACCUUGGAGAUCGUAUUGAAUCUUCUGCCUGCAUUUCUAGGUGUGGAAAUUUCAUCAUUGUGGGUUGUUACGAUGGCUUAGUCUACGUGCUUCAAAGAAGCAACGGAGAAAUACACUGGACUUUUGUCACAGAAGAUGCUGUGAAGAGCUCUCCAGUUGUAGACCCUUCCAGUGGACUGGUCUAUACAGGAUCGCAUGACCAACAUGUGUAUGCCUUGGAUAUUUAUAAAAAGGCAUGUGUAUGGAAGUUACACUGUGAAAGUGGAGCUGUGUUUUCAUCUCCUUGCUUAAGUUCUUUUCCACAUCAUCUUUAUGUUGCUACACUAGGAGGACUGUUAUUGGCUGUAAACCCAGUGACGGGGCAUAAGAUUUGGAAAAGCUUCCUGAGGAAACCACUCUUCUCCUCUCCUCACUGCAGUGAGAAGUACGUUUGUGUUGGGUGUGUGGAUGGAAACUUAUAUUGUUACUCUCAUUCUGGAGAAAAGGUUUGGCAGUUUUCCACUAGUGGACCAGUGUUUUCAUCGCCAUGCAUCUCAAGUUUAACUAAGGAAGAAAUAUUUUUUGGCUCCCAUGAUGGCUUUAUCUACUGUUGUAACAUGGAAGGUAAUUUACUGUGGAAAUUUGAAGCCACUUCAAGUGUAUAUGGAACACCGUUCAUUUUCCAAAGUGAUCACUUGAAGAACAAAAUUCUUUUGGCAGCAGUAUCUACAGAUGGCAAAGUGUGGAUCCUGAAUGCCAAGAAUGGGACAGCAGAAGGAGUCAGUAUGCUUCCAGGAGAGGUGUUUUCUUCUCCCGUAGUAUGGGGAACAAAGCUUGUUGUUGGCUGUAGAAAUGAUUAUGUCUAUUGCCUAGAUUUGUCUGUAACAGGAAAAAAAGAACAGAUAAGAUGUUAG